AUGAAAGCUCCAGAAAAACGAGAAGAGGAAGUUGUUAUAUCAGAAAAUCAACGCGAAAAACAGGAACGAUUACGCCGUAAUCUUGAUAUCAAUAGGGAGAAGAUCCGAGCCAUUUUAUCUGCUUGCAAUCGCUCAUCCCCACGAGAAUUACUUUCACUUCUGUGUACGUCUUCCACGCAGCCUUCAAGUCGCCGCUCUCCAAAAAGAAAUGAGAAAUUUGAAGACCCGAUAAUGUCAAAAAAUAAUUAUAGUAACGAAACAGAAAGCUUAUCUGUACAGUCAGAAGAAAAUGAGACCAAAACCGAAAAAUUAAGCAAAAGUGGUGGUAGUAUCAAAAAAAUGAUAUAUGAAGCAAAAAAGUCGGAAGAAGUAAGAGGAAUGGAAAAACAGAUCAAUCUCAAAGCAAUAACGGAUCUGACGAUGUCGCACUCUGAUUCAUCAUCCUUGCAAUCGCAUUCAGGAUCAGAAUGA
Molecule: messenger RNA, 471 nt
Organism: Thelazia callipaeda (thelaziosis nematode)
Lineage: Eukaryota; Metazoa; Nematoda; Chromadorea; Rhabditida; Thelaziidae
Source: the annotation of a GenBank genome assembly